AUGGAGGAUACCCGAGAAAUUGAUGAGGUGCAAGAAGUGAUUUCGGGCAAAGCAUCUGAAAAGGAGGAAGAGACCCGUGAUGAGGUUCUUGCUCGGCACAGGAAAGAGAUAUCACAACUGCAGAAAAAAGAAGUUGAAAUGAAAAAGCAAGCAGCUAGAGGUAGCAAAGCUGAGCAAAAAACUAAGAAAAAGCAAGUGGAGGAAGAGGUUUCUCAACUUUCUACUAAGCUCAAGGAGAAACAUGCCAAAGAAUUGUCUACAUUAGGCUAUAGUAGCGGUAACGGAAAUGAAAAGAGCAAUUUAGACAAUUUGGUGAAAGCCAUAGCUGGAGUAACUGUUAGUACUCAACCUGAGAAUACAAAGGUCAGCAAGGCCAAACAGAGGCGUGACAAAAGAGCUCAACAAGAAGCAGAGAGGGAACUGAGAAUCCAAGCAGAGCAGAACGACAUUAUAAGUGAUCGCAUGGUUGAAAAUGAGAAACUGGAAAGGAAGUUGAAACCUCUCGGGUUGACUGUUUGUGAAAUAAAGCCUGACGGGCAUUGCCUUUACAGAGCUCUUGAGAAUCAGUUGGGCCACCUCUCUGGGGGUAAAUCUCCAUAUACAUACCAAGAACUUCGACAACUGGCAGCUGCUUACAUGAGAAAGCAUACAUCUGAUUUCCUUCCAUUUUGUCUGUCGGAGAAUUUAAUCGAAGGUGAUUCUGAUGAAUCAAUUGCUCAGAAGUUUGAAAAUUAUUGCAAAGAAGUAGAAUCCACAGCAAUAUGGGGAGGACAACUAGAGCUCGGUGCCUUGACUCACUGUCUGAAGAAGCAUAUUGUGAUAUUUUCAGGGUCCUUCCCUGAUGUGGAGAUGGGAAAGGAGUAUAAACCGGACGGCGGUAUUGGCUCGUCUAGUUCCAGUAUCAUGCUUUCUUACCAUAAGCAUGCUUUUGGGCUUGGUGAGCAUUAUAAUUCUGUUGUCUCAACAUGA
Molecule: messenger RNA, 969 nt
Organism: Lathyrus sativus (Indian pea)
Lineage: Eukaryota; Viridiplantae; Streptophyta; Magnoliopsida; Fabales; Fabaceae
Source: the annotation of a GenBank genome assembly